CGAGCGGAUCCGCUCCGGUGGUGCGGGGGGCGGCCCGCGGGCCAUGGCCACCUGGCGGCGGGACGCGCGGGUGACGGCCGUGCAGCGGCUGGGCUGCGCCGCGCUGGCGGGCGCGCUGAGCCUCAGCCUGACGGCGCCGCUGGAGCUGCUGACGGUGCUGGCGCAGGUGGGCACCUGGCACUGCCGGCGGGGGCUGCGCAGCGCCGGGCCGAGCCUGUGCCGGGCCGAGGGCGUGCGGGCGCUCUGGAAGGGGAACCUCACCGCCUGCCUGCGCCUCUUCCCCUACAGCGCGCUGCAGCUGGCCGCCUCCCGCCGACUUGUUAUACUUUUUACUGAUGAGUUGGGUCAUAUUUCCCACUGGAGAGCCAUCAUGGCAGGAAGCCUGGCUGGCAUGGUUGCAACCAUCGUGACUUACCCCACGGAUGUGAUUAAAACACGGCUCAUUGUGCAGAACCGACUGGAACCAUCUUAUGAAGGAAUUGUUCAUGCUUUUUACAAAAUUUAUCAUCAAGAAGGACUCCUUGCACUCUACCGUGGCGUUUCACCAGCUAUAUUAGGUGCUGUGCCAUUUUCUGCUGGCUCAUUCUUUGUUUACAUCAAUCUGGACAAAAUCUGGCAAGAACCCAUUGUUCAUUUCACUCCUCUUCAGAACUUCAUCAAUGGCUGUGUAGCAGCUGCUGUGGCACAGACACUUUCCUUCCCCUUUGAGACUGUCAAGAGGAAGAUGCAGGCCCAGAGUCCUUGGCUUCCCCACUAUGGAGCAGUUGAUGUCUAUUUUACUGGCAUGGCUGACUGCUUCCGGCAAACUGUGAAGAACAAAGGUGUGCUUGGACUUUGGAGCGGGCUCACACCCAGUCUGCUCAAGAUUGUCCCAUACUUCGGUGUUAUGUUUAGCACCUUUGAGUUCUGCAAGCGGGUCUGUCUGUACAGAAAUGGUUAUAUUGAGUCUCCUUUAAAUUACAAGCUAACCCCUGGCGUGGACCAGAGUUUACAGCCACAAGAACUGAGAGAGUUAAAGCGCCUCCGGAGGGAAAGUUUUGAGCCAAGGAAAUCAGCUCUUGAGAACUGACAUUAGAGUGUCUGUUGGGGAUACACACACUGCCUUUUUUAAGGAACUUCAGAAGACAGACACGCUCAGCCACAGGUACCAGCGUUUCAGUGGACUGCAUGGUUUUAAUACCACAAACAAGUAAAUCUUGUCUCUCGUUUGCUGAACGGACACAAGCGAUAUGAAUAGCAAGCACAGACUGAAGAGGAGAGGUGCAACUAGUCGGAAAACACUGGGCAAUUGGAACUUGAACUUAUGUUACUCAAGGUGCUUUACAAUACAGAAUAGCCAUUUUGAGAGAAAACCACUUGCAGAAAGGCAAGAUAACUGAGGUGAGAGUAGAGGUUGCAUCUUAAAAAUAGUAAGAAAAUUUAAGUGGGUAUCUUUUAAGUAAUCUGAAAUACUGAGUCAGCCAAAAAUUUUAAAUGGAAUAUGUACAACAUGCAGGAAUUUCUACUGAAAUCUCUUUUUUUUUUGGCAAUACUGUGUAGAUGUGCCAUUCUGUGGCUGCAGAAUUAGUGUCAGUUCAGUCACACUCCAGAAUCCCCUCUUCAGUUUUCGAGACUUAGUCAAAGAUAAUGAUUUUGAAUGAUUUUUUGGCUGAAAAUAUGCUGCUGCUGCAACUGGGCUUUUGCUAAGAGAGAACUGUAAUGUGCAAACAAACUGUAAUGCUCCGGAAUGACAAUCUUGAAAACUUAAGUGCAUAGUAGAAAAUCUCCCUCCCUUUCUCCUGUGUUUUUACCGUGCAUAUGUGAAUUGUUUCAGGCUUUGAAAAACAGUUUUCCUGAAGCUCUCUGUUUCCUGAAAAUGUACAUGUGUUGAGGAUUUCAGAGCCAUGAGCCUUGUCACAUUGUUUUGGUAUUCUUAAAGCUCUAUUUUUAUAUUGAACUACUUUUGGGUUCCUGUGCACA
This is a messenger RNA of Neopsephotus bourkii (Bourke's parrot), 1959 nucleotides long. RefSeq names its product solute carrier family 25 member 43 (gene SLC25A43). Gene Ontology annotation, biological process: transmembrane transport. The record is from RefSeq and is a predicted model, not a curated record. Lineage: Eukaryota; Metazoa; Chordata; Aves; Psittaciformes; Psittacidae. The transcript has 5 exons. Bases 44 to 1069 code for a protein of 341 amino acids.